CAUUGUGAGGAUCAGAUCGCAUUCAUUCAUUCAUAACGACAUCUCAGAUAAAUAUCACCACCUCUCAUCACUGGAAUUGGCUGUUUUACCAUCAGCAUCCUCCAGAGACUUACACAAGAUGCGGGUGUUAAUCCUAUGGUUGUCUGUUCUCAUGUGCUUAUCUCCAGCCCUGAUAUCGGCUUAUCGUGUAACGGCGUUAGAGGGUGACAAAGUGGUUUUACCAUGCACAUAUCCUUGGAUAUUCAACAUCUCCGUGUGCUGGGGCAGAGGAGACUGUUCUGUCGGCUGUGACAAUCCAAUCGCCAGGGUUAAUGAAGGAAAAGUGUCUUGGCUAGAAUCUGACAGAUACACUUUCCUAGGACCCACAGGAAUAGGCGUAGUGUCCCUCACCAUUGCUGACGUAACACUGGCUGAUGCUGGGACUUACUGCUGCUUUGCGAAGAUUAUAAAAUAUGACGCUGAACCGAAGACAGAGGUAUCUGUAGACAUACAGCCAGCCCUGAUAUCGGCUUAUCGUGUAACGGCGUUAGAGGGCGAGAAAGUGGUUUUACCAUGCACAUAUCCUUGGAUAUUCAACAUCUCCGUGUGCUGGGGCAGAGGAGACUGUUCUGUCGGCUGUGACAAUCCAAUCGCCAGGGUUAAUGAAGGAAAAGUGUCUUGGCUAGAAUCUGACAGAUACACUUUCCUAGGAUCCACAGAAAUAGGAGUAGUGUCCCUCACCAUUGCUGACGUAACACUGGCUGAUGCUGGGACUUACUGCUGCUUUGCGAAGAUUAUAAAAUAUGACGCUGAACCGAAGACAGAGGUAUCUGUAGACAUACAGCCAGCAUCACCAUCACCAUUUGAUGGCCACCCCGAUCUCACAAAAGAUGGAUCUUGUUUAUUGAAAACAGAGAUAAUCAGACAAAUUGGGUAA
Molecule: messenger RNA, 916 nt
Organism: Pseudophryne corroboree (corroboree frog)
Lineage: Eukaryota; Metazoa; Chordata; Amphibia; Anura; Myobatrachidae
Product: hepatitis A virus cellular receptor 2 homolog
Exons: 5
Coding region: 119-916 (265 amino acids)
Biological process (GO): phagocytosis, engulfment; positive regulation of mast cell activation
Cellular component (GO): cell surface
Molecular function (GO): virus receptor activity; phosphatidylserine binding
Source: RefSeq, a predicted model, not a curated record